This is a messenger RNA of Gordionus sp. m RMFG-2023, 3508 nucleotides long. Its product is annotated as beta-1,4-mannosyltransferase egh-like. The record is from RefSeq and is a predicted model, not a curated record. The transcript has 5 exons. NCBI's taxonomy places the organism in Eukaryota, Metazoa, Nematomorpha, Gordioida, Chordodea, Parachordodidae. Gene Ontology annotation, cellular component: cytoplasm. Bases 147 to 2396 code for a protein of 749 amino acids. Gene Ontology annotation, molecular function: beta-1,4-mannosyltransferase activity.
UUUUUAUAUGUAAAGUUUUUAUAUGAAUGUUAUAAUGCAAAUGAUUUGAUUUUAAUCAUCCAUAUUUUAAAUUUAGAUGAAAUUUCUGUUUUUACACCACUUUAGUUGCAGUUCAAGACGAGUUUUACAUUGUUUUAUCUACUAGUAUGGCUAAACCAGGUUUGAAUACUUCUAAAACCAGUAACACUGCGAUUUUAAAACACAUUUUACAUUUGUCACUCUAUUUUUCAAUACUUUUAUGUUUUCAACUAGUGGGUGGAGGUCUGGAUUUUGAUUUUUGGAAAAAAUUUAUGGAGCCUGUUAGGACUCGUCGCUCGGUAUUGUUUGAAAGAGACAUAGCAAACUAUAAAGUACCAAAUAAUCAACUUAAUGAAUCAUUACUAAUCAAUGGGAGACAUAAACUUGAGUUACCUCAAAAUCCACGUCUAGAAAAAUUUUACAUAAAUUCCUUUAAUAAAAAUGACAAUUUACCUAAUGAUAUAAAUAUGAAUGCCUACUUUGUAAAAUAUGGCUUUUUCUGGACAUGCUUGCUUUUUGGCUUUCGUUGUUUAAAUCUAAUUGCCUUACCUUUGAUGAUUUUUCAUUUUUGUGGACUUGUAUUUUAUCCUGCUUUUCCAGACCCUCCCCACCUUCAUUUAAAACAACAAUUUAGCACACAUGUAUCAAAGUCUAAUGAAAUAAUCAAUUCUAUAGGGAAUUAUGGAGCAACCUCUAAUAUUUCUCAUCCUUUUAUAUGUUUUAGAGUUGUUACUCGUGGUAAUUUCCCUUCCCUUGUCAGAAAAAAUGUUAAAAGAAAUUUAGAGACAUGUCAGAAUCUUGGAAUCGGUCAUUAUAUAAUACAAGUUGUAACAGAUCAAUCAAUUGGACUUCUUAAUCAAAAUGAAAGGAAGGUCGGAGACCGAAUAUUUGAGUUAGUGGUACCAGAUUCUUACCGCACCCCUCGGGGGAGCCUGUUCAAAGCCCGUGCCUUACAAUUUGCACUUGAGGAUGUCAAUCAUUUUUUGAAUGACGAUGAUUGGAUAGUACAUCUGGAUGAAGAGACACUCCUCACUACUGAUUCGCUCAUUGGUAUCUUAAAUUUCAUCUGCGACGGUAAAAACGAUUUUGGACAAGGCCUCAUAACUUAUUCUCGCGAUGGCGUCGUGAAUUGGCUCACCACGCUGGCCGACACGUUUCGCGUAGCUGACGAUAUGGGUAAGAACCGUUUCCAACUAAAAUUCUUCUCUAAGCCGCUUUUUAACUGGAAAGGGAGCUUUGUAGUCACUAGAGCUGCCGCCGAAAGAUGUGUUACCUUUGACGUAGGACCGCAUGGUAGCAUCGCAGAGGAUUGCUAUUUCGCAAUGACUGCCAUCCGUCUCCAGUCUACCUCUGCUGAACAUCGCCGCCACCUGAUAUCGAAAACGGGAGUGAGCGCAGAUCGUACAGACAGAACCCUUAAUUUCUGGUUCGAUUUUGUAGAUGGGGAGAUGUGGGAGAAAUCGCCCUUUACCGUAGGCGACUUUCUGAAGCAACGCAAGCGUUGGCUUCAGGGUAUCUACCUCGUUGUUCAUAAGUGCCCCGAGAUCCCGAUCUGGAGCAGCAAGUUAUGCCUUGCCCUUUUUGUGUACGCUUGGAUACUCAUGCCUGUUAUCCUGCUUAAUGAAGUGCUCAUCAAUCAGCUAUGGCCUCUAAAAGUUCCACGUCUGCUCCGCGUCCUCACUGCCUUUAUAUCUGGCACCACUGUGUAUAUGUAUGCCUUUGGGGCCAUCACAUCUUUUUGCUGUGCGGGGCCAACUGUCCCUACUAAUGCUUCUGCUAUGACGUUAAGUGAUCGUGAUCGCGUUUUCAGCAACAUUGAUUGCCCUGAGAAAAUCGUUCUCCCUAAUUAUACGAAGUCGAUACCUAACGGUCAGUUUGACGCCUCUGUCUUUUGCCCAUCCGGUUCGAAAACGGAUUCUGUCAUUUCGAAUAAUUUAAAUUUUAUGAAGUAUGCACCCAAUCAUUCGAAUUACGACUCUGAUUACCGCCCUAAUUUGCAUGACCUUGAAUCACGCCCCAAUUUGGUCCAAACUGAACUCAAAGAGAGCCGCUCGAAUAAUUUAGUUAGACGUUUUAUCACAUUGUUUCGGCGCCGCUCAACUAUACUAAACAUCUUUCUUCGCUGCAUAAGGGGCCAGACGAUCCCUAAACGCGCGUUUAAACGUAGGAGCCUACUUUUUAUGAACAUUUCAGGCGAUUCAAGCGGUUCACAUUCGAUAAGGCAUUCGAUCUACCAAUUUGCUUUUUUUGCAUUUUGUGUGAUCGGAUCCAUCGCGGUCAUACCUUUUAAUGUCGUUAUUGAGGUCAUAGCGGUGAUAUGGGGUCUUAUAGGUAAGAAGCACCAAUUUUAUAUCGUCUCUAAGCAAAUCGAAAGUUGAUAUUUUUUUAAAAAAAUAAUCCACUCAUCAUGUAUAUUUCAAAAAUUAAUUGCAAAUAUUUUUGAAAAAAACAAGCAUUAUAAAAAUAUCCUUUAUAAUUAUGAUUAUAUAAAAAUAUUUUAUCACAUGGUUUAAUAAAUUUUGUGCAAUUAUUUGUUGAGCGAUUUCAUUUAUAACUUAUUAACGGUAACUUAUAAAUUUAAAUAAAGUUUGAAGUUAAGUCCAGCAAUAAUUAACUAUUUAUCAUUUUCGUGUAAUGCUUCAAAAAUUUUUUUAAAAAAUUAAGUUAUAAAUUAUAUUGUAUCGGGGACCUUUAUAUUUACUUUUUUAUUAUACAUAAAAUUUGUUCUAUUUUUUUUAAAAUGAAUAUUCAUAUUUCAAUCAAACUCAACCCCCCCCCCCCCUUAUUUAAAAUAGGGUCUUUAUUUUUAUAAAAUUUAUUUUAUUUAUAAUUUUAUGGAUAAUCAAAACUUUUUACCUAUUCAACUAUUGAUUCAAUUUUUUUUAUCAUAGGUUUUUCUUCAUUUCUCAAUUUCUAUAUCUUGUAUUGAGCUUAAAAAAUAAAUAACAUUUAAAUUAACUAGGUUUUUAAGCAAAAUAUUCUAAUUAUUGUAUAUGUUUAAUUGUGGUUGUUAUCAGUUUAAAAUUUAUAUAGAAAAUUAUUUAAUUUUGAUAUAAUACAUAUUUUAGCAUAUUUUUAAAAAAAUCAGUUAUUAUUCUUCAAAAUUUAAAGUCUAAUCAUUUUUUCUUAAAAUGUUUACAAUAAAAAAAAUUCUCUUUCCCCCUUUCGAUUAAAUUGAAUCUCUUUUAUCACAUUUUAUUCUAUGUUUUUUUUGCUACUUAUUAUACUAAUUUGAACCCAAUUUAUUAUGUAAAAAUCGCGUUAAAAAAUUAUUUAAUAUAUUUUUAGCAUUCAUUCAUUUAUAUUUUAGUAUAAUACAUACAUAACUCACUUAUUGCGAUCUUAUAUACAAUAUAUUUUGAUGCAUGAAUACCAGGACUAAUUGUUAAUUUCGUCUCUUUUUAAAUAUAAAAUUUUAUUCGAAAAAUGCACGUUGUUAUAUUAUUUUAAUAUUUUUUUCCUUUUAGGAAUAAAAAAAUUUAUUGUAAAA